UCUCAUCUCUAAUGCCACAGUGCUGCUCUCACUGUCAUCAUCUCACGGUGGAGUGGAAAUAAACACUGUGUCUGUUUAAUUCAGUUGAGUUGUCAGGGUUGCUUCAUUACGUGGCGCAGCAGGUAGCAGCUGCCAAAGGCUUCUAAUCCUCUGGUGUGGAAAGGAUCAGGGAGAAGGUGGCGUGUCCUCUCGGCGAGAGCACAGGACACGUUGGACAGGUACCUGACUCUGGGAGCCUAAUCUCCAUCUGUAAUGAGGCGUGGGGCCGAUGUCAAGUAUUUGAAAACUCAGCUUCGGGUGACAGCAGCAAAAGUGAUGGAAUACAGAUUUGGACGUGUUCACGCAGAAGGACAGAUCUGGCUUCAUGGCAACAUGUAUGCGCCUCUCUCAGAGGGAGCGUGAUGGGAUUUUGGCUUCUGUAGGGACUUGCAGUCAGCGACUCGCAGCAACACAGCUUUUCCGCGCAUUUAUGAAUCAUUACAGAGGAAUCUGUUGGAUAAACAUCUGUUUGAAGCUGUUUUUCGAAGUGAUUACUUCUUUCGGAGUUGUGUAUAUGAAGGAUGUAAGACAAGAACCUGCACAGUAAACAUUUAAAGAACCGCCCAUGAACAGCUGCUUUUGUAAACAGAGGUCAGCUGAACAGGCACGCUGUGGAGUCUGGAUAAGCCGGGCAGACGGGGCCCAAUGCUUCUCCUCAUUCUAAAAUGAAGUUAUGGAAGUUUGCUGCCCUCGGCCUGAUUCUCUGUGGUGCUGCACUCCCCCUGCUUGUCAUUAAAACCACUUCCUCUUCCAGAGCCCCGCCCCCUCCUCCCCACCGCAGAGCUUCAUCCUCAUCGUUUUCACCACCAUCAUCUUCAGUACACACCAGUAAUCCGUCGCCUUCCACUGGGGUUGGUGGGCGGCAACGGAGGGUCAGAUCAGCUGACGGAGGAAACUCUUUCGUCUCAGAGUUCAUGGAGAUGUUCCAGAGCUUUACAGAGGGCGAGCUUAAGCAGGUCAUUGGGACACUGGUGGAAAGGAAAGCCCGUAGAGAUGCCCAGCAGAGCAAAAGGACUAAACGGGCUAAAAAGCGAGCGAAACCCUGCUCGCUGCGGGAGGUGGAGGUGACGGUCAGUCAGCUGGGGUUAGGCUACGUCAGUGACGAGACUAUAGUCUUCCAUUACUGCAGCGGGAAGUGCACCACUAGCCGCAAAAACUAUGACCUGACGCUGGCGUUCAUGAAGCGCUCGCGCCUGCUCACAAAGGACCAGAAGGACAAGGCUCGUCACAGCCCCUGCUGUCGGCCCACCGCGUACGAGGAGGACAUCUCCUUCCUCGAUAACUUCAAUCGAUACCACACAAUCCGAGAGUUUUCGGCCCAAGCAUGUGGAUGCGUCUGACUUUGAGAGUCCUCGAAACAUUUAGGAACCAUCAAAUGUUUUAAUCAAUCAAG
Rhinichthys klamathensis goyatoka is the source of this 1432-nucleotide messenger RNA. It is a transcript of the gene nrtn, whose product is annotated as neurturin. The transcript has 4 exons. Lineage: Eukaryota; Metazoa; Chordata; Actinopteri; Cypriniformes; Leuciscidae. Gene Ontology annotation, molecular function: receptor tyrosine kinase binding; glial cell-derived neurotrophic factor receptor binding; growth factor activity. The record is from RefSeq and is a predicted model, not a curated record. The coding region runs from base 705 to 1379 and encodes 224 amino acids.